This is a messenger RNA of Zychaea mexicana, 348 nucleotides long. RefSeq lists its product as uncharacterized. The record is from RefSeq and is a predicted model, not a curated record. Bases 70 to 264 code for a protein of 64 amino acids. The transcript is spliced from 2 exons. NCBI's taxonomy places the organism in Eukaryota, Fungi, Mucoromycota, Mucoromycetes, Mucorales, Lichtheimiaceae.
CUGAACGAAGCGGUCGAAACAUUUGAUGAUUUCCCUUUCCCCUUUCGACGUUCAUAAGGUUGAUUGAUAAUGAUUACUAUUGCAGUAAUAGAACCGGGAAACAUGACACAAAUUGUUGUUAUUACUACCAAUCUUUAUUUAGUUGUUGCUUCGUUCGCUGGAUGCUUUAGGGCAUGUGUAAUAUCGUAUCGUCGCUGGUUCGUAUUCUGCGUAUUCCUAGAUAUCAAAACUGCUGUACAUACUUUUGCUAUAGGCGUGUUGUAGAGCUGAUAGGAUGCUGGUGUUGUUGCGUUAUUGACGGAGUCUCGAUUACGGUACAUUGUCAGGGUGCCAACGGUAUCCGAGGUC